This is a messenger RNA of Haliotis rufescens (red abalone), 2524 nucleotides long. RefSeq names its product zinc finger protein 436-like. The transcript is spliced from 2 exons. NCBI's taxonomy places the organism in Eukaryota, Metazoa, Mollusca, Gastropoda, Lepetellida, Haliotidae. Bases 118 to 1848 code for a protein of 576 amino acids. The record is from RefSeq and is a predicted model, not a curated record.
UGCAAACGACCCGAGCAAAGCGCGUUUCUUCGGCAGGGUGCAGUCCCUCGUAGGAUCAGCUGUUUACAAGUAUUCAUCUUUGCCAGCAGGCAGCUGUGACAAGCGAUCCUCUUCACCAUGAGCUUGGAUGACAAAAGCACCCAAACAGCUGCGGCGGACUGGAUCUUCUCUGAGGGCUCUGUCUGCAACUUCAUCAUCAAACGCCGACCAAAGACAUAUGGAAACAAGACAUUCAUCCAACCAAAGCCCACCACACCAAGUCCCAUACGGGAACACAAGAUCUUCAAGACCAAGAACCUUCGUCAGGAACAGGAAAAGAAAAAAGAUGACAAAACCUUGCAUUUGUCAGUGACACUCAAAAGUAAUCCUGUUAAAAGUUCAUCAAAUAACAAUGGCAGCCCGUCUGGGUACCAGAUGAACUACAGUUCUGAGAAGACCAAUGCGUCUUCCCAGGUGGACAGUGCUGAGCUGACUGAGAAGGUGGAUCAGGGCACAUCCACAACCAAGCCCAAACCCACCAGGCCUCACUGGUCAACUGAGCCUGGGUACCCAAAGAUGCCAGUCCCACUGGCUGGCAACCCAAACCCAUUCACACCUAUCAUCAAGAAGGUCAACCGAGUUGCUGACUUCAUAAAUGAUAACACAAGUAUUACUACAUCUGGGACUCAUCCGGUUACAGGACCGUCCAAAGCCCCAGGACAUGCUGCUGGAAGUGUUUCUCCACAGUCAGAUGCUGCUGCUGCAGAUGAUGUUUCAGAUCCUCCUGAAGAACCUGCAGAGGUUCAAGAUGAAGAACAGGAACAGGAACAGGAUGAUGUUGAGGAGGAAGAAGCUCAGCCUACCCCUGAAGCCAGUCCUCCAAAACGACGUGGGCGACCAAGGAGAAAGAAGGGUGUGGGUUCUAAGAAAAAAUCAAAGAGCAGAAAAGAUGAUUCCGAUGAAGAAACCAAUGACCAGACUCCUGGUCGCAAAACAUUGCCCAAAGUUCUGAAAUGUAAAAUCUGUUCAAGGAAGUUCUCCACGAAGAAGAAUCUGAAAAAUCAUUCCAAUGUUCACCUUGAUAAGAAGCCAUUCAGAUGUGAUGCCUGUGGUGCUGAAUUUACUUUGAAGCGAACGUUGGUGAUCCAUACUCGACGUCACACUGGCUACAAACCCUUCAAGUGCAACAGCUGCGAGAAGUCCUUCACAAGGUCCACAGACCUCACCAAGCAUGUGCGUAUCCACACGGGAGAGAAGCCUUUUGAAUGUGAAAUAUGUCAGAAGAAAUUCACCUUAAACAGUCACUUGAGAGCUCACAAUUUUAUCCACAAUGGCAAUAAGCCGUACAAGUGUGAGCAGUGUGGUGAGACAUUCAUCUACCCUAGCCAUCUGAGCAGGCACAUGAUAAGCCACACAGACAACCGCCCCUUUAAAUGCAAGCAGUGCAGCAAGAGUUUCAACAGAAUGGAUUCUCUGAAGAAGCACAUGUGGACUCAUGAAACCGACCGACCACAUACAUGUAAACACUGUAAGAACACUUUCACCCGCCCGGAGUAUCUGAAGUCUCACAUGCGUGUACACACACGGGAACAGAUGUGUCAGUGUUCGUACUGCAGUAAGGAGUUUACCUGUGUGAGCAGCCUGAAGCGCCAUCUACUGUCACACACCGAGGAGAAAGUGUAUCAGUGUUCCGUGUGCUCGCAGGAGUUCACUCGGCUGUAUGACUGGACCAAACACUCCAUCAUACACACAGGAGUCAAACCGUUUGAGUGCACGGUCUGUGGCAAGGGUUUCACUGUGAAGGGAGCCCUCACUAUACACUACAGAGCUCAUUUUAAGCCCAGGAAAAUUGACGAAGUUCGACAUUAGAAUGGUCUUACAUUAUUGUGUGAGAAUAUAAGAAUUUCUUGAAUGAUGUUGAUAACAUAUUUGCAGGGGUUGAUAAAUAGACCUUACAUCUCCACAUAUACCAGUAAGUAUGAAGCAACAAGUUAUUGGCUUGUGAAAUAUGAAGUUCACAAAAAUAGAAACAGAAAAUAGAAUUCAAAAACAGUAAAGGUGUUUAAAGGUAACUGUCAUUGAAGUUUGUUUCUUUUUCUGGAACUCUAUAAAUUAUUCUGUUGGACAGAUUGUUUUAUGUCACUGGUUGUGUUGAAGCCUGCAUAUGUGUUGUGUGUAUGGUAGAUCUGCAUAAAGAUCAUCUCUGUGUGACACUGUCCUCGGCAAUGGUUGAUGUUGGAACUUUGCUUAUAUUCUGCUUCAUCAGAAGCAAUGUGAUCAUACUGAUGCAACAAUAUUUUGUUUGGACAUUUAUUUUUGUGCAUAUUUGAUGUCUCAUUCUUUUUGGUUUCAUAUUUCUCAGGUGCGAGAAACGGCAAAACCAUUCAUAUGAAAUAUCUCUGAGCGUGUGAUUCAUUUGGGUGCUUUUGACCCAACUUACAACUAAAUCAAUUCGCCAGGUUGAACUAUGUUGUGUCCGAGCCGAGAAUUCAAGGCGACGAAAGCCGAGAUGUCAUUUGACUUACAUUACACGCGAACGCACGAA